AUGGUGCGGCAACUAGAGGUAUUGGGAUGUCAAGCCGCUUAUCCCACAGCCGAUCAGCCCUGCUCCAGCUUACUACUCACAUGGGAUUCAAUCCAAAUAGUUCUUGACUUGGGAUAUGGUACUCUCAAGGGCCUCUUGGACCGAGUUCCCGACGGAAAAGUGAAUGCCAUCAUAAUCACCCACGAUCAUCCAGAUCACUGGAUCGACUUGCAUGGUCUGUUUCGACUGCUGUACUAUGGUCCCCGAACCGACGACUCGGCCAAGAUCUCAAUCUAUUGUACGGCUGGUGUGGUUGACAAGAUGCGCUUCCUGGAGUCAGAUGUCGAUCUAGAGGAUGUUUUUACAAUCCACAAACUGCAGGACGGCAAAGAGUUUACGAUAGGAAAUGGUGCCUUUAGGCUUGACGGGUUCUUGUUACCACAUCAUGUGGAAAACAUUGGCAUAAGGCUGAGUGUCCAAGGCGAUGGUAAUUUGAAGCCUCUGUUGGCCUAUACUGGCGACACGGGCCCGUCACCCACACUUGAAAUGCUAGGAAAAGACGUGUCACUGUUCAUUAUGGACUCGACGGACCGGCCAGGAGAAGAAAAGAAGGCAAACGAGGACAGGAAGCUGCUUCAAAGUGAAGAUGCGGGAAUGUGGGCUGCUGUAGCGGGCGCACAGAGAUUACUACUGACGCAUUUCUGGCCAACGAAUGAUCGGAAGGUUUCGUUGGAGAGGGCAAAGGCGAGAUUUGAUGGGGAUGUGUUUAUUGCUGAGCCAGGUCUGGUGUUGGAGAUGGAGUGA
Molecule: messenger RNA, 783 nt
Organism: Pochonia chlamydosporia 170
Lineage: Eukaryota; Fungi; Ascomycota; Sordariomycetes; Hypocreales; Clavicipitaceae
Product: beta-lactamase superfamily domain-containing protein
Exons: 1
Coding region: 1-783 (260 amino acids)
Molecular function (GO): 3'-tRNA processing endoribonuclease activity
Source: RefSeq, a predicted model, not a curated record